Coregonus clupeaformis (lake whitefish) is the source of this 1327-nucleotide messenger RNA. Its product is annotated as deubiquitinase DESI2-like. Bases 1 to 555 code for a protein of 184 amino acids. The transcript is spliced from 5 exons. Gene Ontology annotation, biological process: protein deubiquitination. NCBI's taxonomy places the organism in Eukaryota, Metazoa, Chordata, Actinopteri, Salmoniformes, Salmonidae. The record is from RefSeq and is a predicted model, not a curated record. Gene Ontology annotation, molecular function: deubiquitinase activity.
AUGAGUACAAGGGGACAGUCAGGUAGGCGGAUCGAGAUCUACGGCAGAGAGUUUGCCUAUGGAGGACACCCAUAUCCAUUUUCAGGGAUAUUUGAGAUAACGCCAGGGGAUGCCACAGAACUCGGGGAGACAUUCAAAUUCAAAGAGGCCAUUGUUCUGGGCAGCACAGACUUCACAGAGGAGGAUGUGGAGCGCAUUGUGGAGGAGCUGGGGAAGGAGUACAAGGGGAAUGCCUACCACCUCAUGCACAAGAACUGUAACCACUUCUCCUCAGCCCUGUCGGAGAUCCUGUGUGGCAGGGAGAUCCCGCGCUGGGUGAACCGGCUGGCCUACUUCAGCUCCUGUGUGCCCUUCCUGCAGAGCUGCCUGCCCAAAGAGUGGCUGACCCCGGCCGCCCUGCAGUCCAGCGUCAGCCAGGAGCUCCAGGGGGAACUGGAGGAGGCAGAGGACGCCUCCGCCUCUCUGGCCUCCAUGAGCUCCAUGCCUUCCCCCUCCCUCUCCUCUCCUUCCCCCUCCAGGCUGCCCAGGGUUCCCCGACAUCAGCCCCGCCGAUAGGACUAGUCCCAGGGUUCACCAUUGCCUUCAGUGACAGGCUCUGGCAGGGCCCCUCCACAUGGACAGGCUUACUGUACUGUACACCACUCUGCCAAUAGACACUAACCCCAAACCCAACCCACCCCCCUACCUACCACCCCUGCCUACUGCGCUCCUGAUGAGACUUGCCAUCCACCAGCGGCAUUGAAGCCCCGCCUACACUGACUUGACUGGCAGACUUGGGGUAAUGGCUACAGGCUCGGAGUACUGUUGUUUUACACGUAAAAAACAACAUUCAGUUCAUGUUUUGUGUAAUUUCUUCAUUUUCUUGGCCUUUAUUUUAUAUACUCAGGACUCUAAAAAAAUAUUUUCUAUGUUUAGCUUCUUUUGCUUUUCUAACGCUUUAGUCAUCACUCUAUAUAGCAUUUUCUAAAAUGCAUUUUUAAUCCUCUUUUGUUUACAACCUGUUUGUGUGUGUAUGUUUAUGAGUGUGUGUUUUACAAUUACCGAGAAGCUACCACCUGGGCCAAACACCUCCACACUUUUCUUACGACACACACAGCUGAUGUCUACCCCCGUGGCAGCUGUGCCUGGAGAUUUUUACUGUACCUGCUCGUUGAGCUCUGCACUGUUUCUCUAUAGUUUACCUGUUUCUCUCUUUGUAAAGCAGCGGACUCCUUAACCUAGAAUAACUAACUUACUUCAGAUGUUUUACACCGUUUUUAGAGUCUUCUGUGUAACUGAAAAUAUUUGUAUCUCGUUUUAAAGUUAUUAAAGAAAAAUAUAUGACAUA